AUGGCACGCCUUCCGCAGCCUUUGAGUGCCUUGCGGCCCAUGUCGCGAUGGUUUCAGCACAGUGGAGCCUGUUCCAGCUCUGUCUGCAAAGAUCGGCACUGGAAUCCGGCAGUGAUCGUGGCUGGAGCAGGCUUGGGCUUGGGCUACUACUCGGGGUAUGGGAACAAAGCACGACCUGGCUGUGAAGAAAAGGGGGAAGCUUACUGGUGGAAGGACCCUUCCAAAUGCUCAGAUGCGAGCUCGCUUUGGCAGCGAGGAUGGGAUAGUGAUUGGGACGGGCGAGCUAAGCCGACGUCUUCGGGCACCACGCCGGUCAAGACAACAGGACCAAUUCGUCAUCUCUUGCUCAUCCGGCACGGGCAGUAUAACUUGGAUGAUGAUGAACAUGGGCUGACCGGCUCGCUGACCGACCUGGGCCGUGAGCAGUCGGCAAAGCUCGGGCAGAGGCUCCUGUCGGAAAGACUUGGCUUGAAGAAAGAUCGAUAUGGAGAGGUCCAGGUGCAAUACAGUGGCAUCUGGGUCAGCACUGUCACCCGAGCACGUCAGACAGCGGAGAUUCUGUCCAGCUACUUACCGGAUGUUCCAGUGCAAGAUCCAGAUCCCCUUUUGGCCGAGGGCAAACCAACCGUGCCCCAUCCCACCUCGCAGCAGCCAGCGCGACCUGCCGACAUCUGGGAAGACUCUGCGCGCAUGGAAGCAGGUUUCAGGAAGUACGUGCACCGCGCAGUUGACCACAAGCGGCUUGCGGAAAAGGAAGCCAAGAGGGAGAAGAAGCUCAAAAAGGAGCUCGGAGAAGGAUAUGUCCCACCGGAAAAGCAAGAGGCAGAGAUGGCGGAGGUCGAGAAGGAGCCAGAGCCGCAGCGGGUCUACGAAAUCUAUGUGUGUCACAUGAACUUGAUUCGCUACUUUGUGAUGCGUGCACUGCAACUUCCGCCAGAAGCUUGGCUUCGUCUGAGGGGCGACAACGCAGGCAUAACCGAGAUCAUCAUCCACCCCGAUGGGCGAGUCAGCUUGUCUCGCUUUGCGGAUGUCGGCCACUUGCCGAUUGAGAUGGUGACUUUCCAUUGA
Messenger RNA from Symbiodinium sp. CCMP2592, 1068 nucleotides. The record is from the annotation of a GenBank genome assembly. NCBI's taxonomy places the organism in Eukaryota, Dinophyceae, Suessiales, Symbiodiniaceae.